Molecule: messenger RNA, 1365 nt
Organism: Helobdella robusta
Lineage: Eukaryota; Metazoa; Annelida; Clitellata; Rhynchobdellida; Glossiphoniidae
Exons: 2
Coding region: 1-1365 (454 amino acids)
Source: RefSeq, a predicted model, not a curated record
AUGAUAGCGUCCAAUGAUGAGAAAAUAAAGGAACUCGACGUGAACAUAAUGAAGAUUCAGGAAGAAAUUACUAAAGAGGUUGUUAAAGAAAUUAAAAAUUAUUUAAUGAGAGCAGUGGAUGAUUUUCUGACCAGCAAGCUUCAUCCAUAUUUGAAACCAUUCCAGCAACUGCAGGACAAUCUAACAGAUUAUAAACACAAAUUAGAGGAUGUCAAAUACUUAACUGAUAAUGAGAUCGUGGAAGAUAAAGUCCUGGUUGAUUUCAAAAUAACGAAAAAAUUUGAGUAUCCAAUUUAUCAAGUAGACUACCAGAAGAUGCAAGACAACUUUCGGCUGUUUCCACAAAUUUUUCAAAACUCAAUUAAGAAGAUUUGCGUUGGACAUGACUUCAUUACCCGGGUUGAAGAAAUCAAAUGCGAAGUGCCUGUGACGUGUUUCACUAUCUCAAACGACAAACUUUACAUUUGUUCAAGAAACAAGUUUAUCACAAAAGACCUCCUUAAUCCCAAAGAAGUUUCAACAGAAAAUAUCAAUGGCGGCUUUGAAUAUCCAGCAGACAUUUUGAGUUGUGAUAAUAAAUUUUAUUAUUUUUGUGACGUUAAGAGUCUAAACUCUGGGAUGGGAAACCGUUACAAUCCUAAUUUGAUAUUGAAAGUUAGAAGGAUAGUAAAUGGUUCAGAAUUCCUAAAAAUAGAAGACAUAGAUUGCUUUUCUCUUGCUGGGAAAAAAAUUUUGGCUGCUCGUCUCGGCGAAGUUUUCGAAAUUGAGAGUAACUCUCUGCAAAAAUCAAGCAUUUUUCAUAGGUACAUUGGUAGAAAUAUGAACAUUUUUUAUGUUUUAAAGAUGAACUGUGGAAAACUUGUGAUAGCCUCACAGAGCGGUCUUGAUUUAGUCAUAUGUAACAACCUUCCUAUAAACACACGAAAUGUUAUUGAUUUAGAUUCGGGACAGGCUGCACAACAAACUCUCACUUGGCAAGCACUUUUCAAUGUUUUAGGCGUUCAAAUUUCCCAAACACGUCGCAGCUUUUUAGGCCAGAAUUUAACCGAAAUUUAUAAUUAUACCGGAGUGACUACCGGAGUGACAAAAGCUUACUUGUCUCAUGACAUUUACGACAAUAUAUACGUCAUCGGUGAUUGCUUUCAAAAUAAUAUUUUAAUCCUUGAUCGAAAUCUAAACUUUUUAUCGAAAAUACAAACAGAUAUAAAUCCUCAAAAGAUCCUAAUAACUAGCCAAAACAAACUGUACGUUAGUUAUGUCGGCGGUUACGUUAUCUCCGUAUACAAAAUCAAAGGAACAGAAACUGAAGAACCGCUGAGCUUAGAAACUGAAAAAGAAGAAGCCGAGGCGUUAUUAAUCAAUUAA